CACCGGAUGGUACCCGCAUCGCGUCUGGUUCAAAUGAUAACACCGUGUGGCUUAUGAAAGUCCUGCCAUUUCCCGAGUCCACAGAGCCAGAUCCCUCUGCAUCCCCACCGCAUCAAAGUGCCGCAUCUCUCACUCAAGAAAGUCGUAUCACCCCAAUCAACACUUAUGACCAUCCCCCCAUUUCCUUCUCGCCCUGCCUGAAACACGCCUUGCCCAACUCUGCUGACUUGCUCGAACCCACCUCUGAUCAUCAUUCUAAUUCAACCCCUUUCUUGCUGCAGCCCGAUGGAUGGAUCAUGGGACCCAAACAUCAGCUUCUUUUCUGGGUACCUCCCGGGGCCGCUUCCCGACACUUGUUUUAUUCUCCCGACAUUGCAUUGGUGAUCCCGAGAGGAGGCGUUGAGCUUGAUUUGAGCUCCAUGGCACAUGGGACGCGCUGGUCGAGUUGCCGAGACGCGUGA
Suillus fuscotomentosus is the source of this 461-nucleotide messenger RNA. RefSeq lists its product as uncharacterized. The record is from RefSeq and is a predicted model, not a curated record. NCBI's taxonomy places the organism in Eukaryota, Fungi, Basidiomycota, Agaricomycetes, Boletales, Suillaceae. Bases 54 to 461 code for a protein of 135 amino acids. The transcript has a single exon.